Messenger RNA from Hevea brasiliensis (rubber tree), 1506 nucleotides. Its product is annotated as two-pore potassium channel 3. The transcript is spliced from 2 exons. The record is from RefSeq and is a predicted model, not a curated record. NCBI's taxonomy places the organism in Eukaryota, Viridiplantae, Streptophyta, Magnoliopsida, Malpighiales, Euphorbiaceae. Gene Ontology annotation, biological process: stabilization of membrane potential; potassium ion transmembrane transport. Gene Ontology annotation, molecular function: potassium ion leak channel activity. The coding region runs from base 103 to 1230 and encodes 375 amino acids. Gene Ontology annotation, cellular component: membrane.
AAAUCUUUUUAACAACAUUUUCCGAAUAAUUGACCAAGACAACACUAGCCUUUCUCUAUCUUAAUCAAUUACAAUUCAUGUUCCUGUGCUGUGCUGAUUCAAAUGGAUGAUGAGCCUUUCCUCCCAAAGACUUUAACAAUACCAGAAGAAGAUUCUCAAUUCCCUUCUGGGUACUUUGAUCUCAUCUCUACUGAUGUCAUUAUCCCCAUCAUCAAGAGCACCCCAAAUUCUUCUUCUUAUGUAAAUGUUCUUGCCUGCAGCUUCAACAAAAACACAAGAAAGCUUCUUCAUCGCUCAUAUUCUGCUCCAUCUGUAUUCACUCAAGCCAGGGAGUCUUCAAUACCUGAUUCUUUAGAUCCCAGGCCAACUUCUAAGUCUACUCCGAUGAUCGUCUGGCAAGCGUUCAUCGGUGUCAUCUUAUAUGUAGUUAUUGUUGUAGUUAUAUUCCUGGUUAGUGGAAGAUUCAAGGGAACUACUACAUUCAAGCCGGUGGAUGCGUUGUACUUCACUGUGGUUACACUGUGCACCAUAGGAUUUGGUGACAUUGUGCCUGACUCCGCAUUUACCAAGCUUUUUACUUGUGUUCUCAUAUUGGUUGGUUUUGGUUUUAUAGACAUUCUGCUAAAUGGGUUGGUUACAUACAUUUGUGACAGGCAAGAAGCAGUUCUGUUGAGUGUUGUGGAUGAGAAUAGGUUCAAAACAUACAUGAUUGAUAGAGUUAAAGGGAGAAUGAGAAUUAGAACCAAAGUGUGCUUCGCCUUGGCAGCGGUCAUUGGCUGCAUUGCUAUAGGAACAAUUGCAGCACAUUUCCUAGAGAAUUUGAAUUGGGUUGAUAGUUUUUAUCUUUCUGUCACUUCUGUGACAACAGUUGGUUAUGGAGAUUUCGCUUUCACCACUUUAACAGGAAGAUGUUUUGCCAUAAUUUGGCUUUUGAUCAGUACACUGGCCGUUGCGAGGGGAUUUUUAUACCUGGCGGAGUUCAGGAUUGAUAAGAGGAAUCGUGUAGUUGCGAAAUGGGUUCUUCAGAAAAAGAUCACCCUUGAAGAUUUGGUAGCUGCGGACCUGGAUAAUGAUGGAUCUAUCAGCAAAUCUGAAUUUGUUAUAUACAAGCUUAAGGAGAUGGGGAAAAUAACAGAGAAAGAGAUUCUUCAAAUCUGCAACCAAUUUGAUUCAUUAGAUAAUAGCAAUUGUGGCAAGAUCACUCUUGCGGAUCUCAUGGAAGGUGGCUGAGUAAAACAAAGGUGUAGAAUUGCUGCAGCUUCUGGUUUCUUUAGCCAACACAAUGCACAUUCAAAAGGGUGCUUUUGCAAAAUCACAAUUUCAAAUGCCAUGCCAAAUGGGCACAGUGCAGGCGAGCUAGACUUGGAAUUUCUCCUCACUGUACAGAAACAAAAAUCAUUGCUUACAAGUAGUUAGUGUUAUGAAUUGUGUAUGGGUAUAUAAACUAUACAUUGGAAAAACAUAAUUUUUUAAGUUUAUAAUGUGGGGAAUAACUUUCUUUUUGAA